Messenger RNA from Heterostelium album PN500, 2547 nucleotides. RefSeq lists its product as uncharacterized. Bases 1 to 2547 code for a protein of 848 amino acids. The record is from RefSeq and is a predicted model, not a curated record. The transcript is spliced from 7 exons. Gene Ontology annotation, molecular function: protein binding; zinc ion binding. Lineage: Eukaryota; Evosea; Eumycetozoa; Acytosteliales; Acytosteliaceae.
AUGGAUAUUCAGUUAUAUAGAGGUUUAUUUAAAUCAAAAAUAUUAAGAGAAUUGAUUUUUGAGCAAAUUCAUAGGUUAUCAGGUGAAUAUCGAGACAGAGGAUUGGAAAUAUAUAAAUGGGGUGAUUUAGCGUUUUGUCCACAGCAACUCGUUCUAUAUAAUUAUGUCGAUCAAUUGAAAUCGACAAUCAAAUAUUUUAUUGAAAAUAGAUACACUUUACAAUGUACAAUUUUAAACGAGAAGAAAAAAAAUAAAACAAAAUUCUUUAAAAUAGAACAAUCAUCACCAUCAUCAAACAGUAAUAAUAAUAAUAAUAAUAACAAUAAUAACAAAAAAAACAAUAAAAACAAUAAAAACAACAAUAGAAAUGGAAAUCCAAAGUUUGUUAUCUAUUACAUAUUGUAUGCAUUAAAAACGAGUGCUACUCAUGGUAACUUGGAUUUAAUCAUCUAUUUACUUUCACAAUUCUAUGAAUUACCAACAACAAAACAACAAAAAUCAGAAGAAACAAAGAGUAUUACUCCCAAAAGCAUUAUAAAAUUGGAACAAAAGUAUUUAAAGAGUAUAUUUAACAAAGCUGCAGGCAAAGGAUAUUUAAAUAUCUUAAAAUACUUGAUUGAAACUUAUGGAAAUCAUGAUGUAAAGAUCACUACGAAAUCGAUGAAUUGCGCUGCGAGCAAUGGUCAUCUCCAAGUCUUGAAAUGGAUGUAUCAGACUCGCGAUUCAACAGCUACCGUUUGUAAUCAUCUUGGUUUAGAUGCGGCCGCUAACAAUGGCAAAUUGGAAACGGUUCAAUUCCUCCUCGAAAUGAAGGUUAUUCCAAAUUUAGCAGCUGAGUAUGCUGCAGACAAAGGACAUCUCGAUAUCCUGAUCUCGCUAGAUCAGUUCAACCAUCUCCCCACUACUUCUGUUGCUUUAGAUAAUGCAGCUACGCGAGGACACAUGGAAAUUGUACGGUUCCUUCAUAGCAGACAAGCGAAAUGCACUACAAACGCCAUCAACUAUGCUGCCUACAAUGGACAUUAUCAAGUGGUUCACUUCCUAUUGGAGAAUAGAAGUGAAGGAUGCACACGAGAAGCAAUGGACCUGAGUUCUAUGCAUGGACAUUUGGAUAUUGUGAAGCUACUUCACGAACGAUCGGACAAAGGAUGCACAGGGUCAGCCGUAAAUCUUGCAGCCGGUAACGGUCAUUUCCAUGUGGUCCAAUUUCUCAUUGAAAAUCGUACGGAAGGCUGUAGUUUCUAUGCUCUUUCUAAUGCAAUCAGAAAUGGUCAUCUACCAAUGUUUCAGUACCUCGCAGAGAAGACCGCAUUUCUCAAAGAUGAAGAAGCCGUUGAGCGAGUAUAUAAUAUUGCAAAAUCACAAGAUAAAUUGGAAAUAGUUGAAUUUCUAAAGAAUAAUUUCACACAAUUACAAAGUCAUAGAAACAGAGCAAUGGAAAGCGAUUUAUUAACAGAGAACAUGGCAGCUUUAAUGCAACAUUCAAACAAUGAAGACGAGGAUUUCGGUGAUUUAAGAGUCCAAGAGAUCGAGAUUUUGAAAUCAAUUUACGAUGAAAGUUUAAUUCAAGAUAAUCGUCAAUCAAACUUUUACAGAAUUAAAAUCAAUGUAAAUGUACCAGAAGGAUUUGUUUUAAAGACAGCAACAUCAACAGGAGGAGCAGAAGCAGAGGUAGAAGCAGCAGAAGCAGAGACAACAGAUGAAGAACUAUCUAACAAUUCCGAUUCAACAACUACUACUACAACAAACAAUAAUAACAGCAGCAGCAGCAGCAACAAUGCUGCUUCUCAAGCACAAGAGUAUCCAAUUGUUUGUUUGCCAACUGUUACUCUUGGUUUUGAGUUACCAAGAGGAUACCCUGAAGUUUCACCUAUUUUAGUUAUUUCUUGUUGUUAUUGGAUAAAGAACAAUUUAUUUACUUUCCUCGAUAUUGAAAAGUCGUUGACUCUUACCGAUGUCGAUGUCGAUUUCGAUUCACCACUCGCCGACUAUUGUAUUUGGGAGUACAACGAAGAUUGGACUAGCUUGAUGUCGGCAUUGCCCAUCAUCUUGGCACACAACUCCCACGAAUCCAAAAAGAUCUUCAACGAAACCGUUCAUACUUGUCCAAUCUGUUUGUGUGACGAUGAGGGUGUCAACUUUGAUCUGCUGGCGUGCUCCCACUUUACAUGCCACGGUUGUACCACACAGAUCUGUAAAUUGAAUAUCGAUAGCGGUGACAUCCGUCAGAUCAAGUGUUCUGAACUCAAGUGUGGCCAACCGAUCGACCAGAACAUUGUCGAGAAGUGUGUCUCUGCCAAAGACUUUGCCACCUACAAAUCAACCAUUCAAAAGACCAAUGGUUUCGUAGAGUGUACCAGAUGUAGAGGAUGGGCAAAAGUUGAGCCACAUACCAGAUCAACAUUCUGUGAGAAAUGUUAUUAUUCAAUGUGUAUGCUAUGCUCCAAGAAGUGGCAUCCCGGAACCACCUGUGGUUACGAACCAAUAAGUAGGGUAACAAAGUUGUCUGUACGUCUUGUAAUAAGAUUAUUUGUUGGAUUUGUUUGA